Molecule: messenger RNA, 690 nt
Organism: Amyelois transitella
Lineage: Eukaryota; Metazoa; Arthropoda; Insecta; Lepidoptera; Pyralidae
Exons: 1
Coding region: 1-690 (229 amino acids)
Source: RefSeq, a predicted model, not a curated record
AUGACCGAUUCGAAUGUUUCCAAUCCUGAAAUUCCCGAAGCUCUACUUACAAUCAGAUCGGAAAGUAGCAAAAGCGACACGAAGAGUAAAGGUGAGCCUCGUAAUUCCUAUGAAGUAUUCAGAAAUCACACUACGGCAGUGGAGGUUAUUGUGAAAGAAGUACCAUACAAAUCUAAAAAGUCUAUAGAUGAUAUCAACUUGAGUAAACAGAACCUUAAAAUCAGAGGCCUUGAAGAAACGAAUGCGAUGUUAUUGGAGGAUUUACAUAAAUCUAAUGCAAACCUGGUUAGGACUACCAGCAGAUUGAAGAUGGUGUUCGCUGAAAUGAAAAAACAAGUGGAAACAGCCUAUUCACACGAGGCAGAAGCGCAGGAGAGAUAUCUGAAUCUUCAACUUGAAAACGAGAAGUUAAAAGCAUUGUUGGAAUCCAAAACGAACUUUGUGGCAAAGUUGAAAAAGGAAAUGUGCAAUCUCAAGAAAGUGAUCAAAUUUGUCGUAAAGAGCAUAUCGGCUGUACCAGCAGUAUCGCAAGUAUCAUUUACUUCUGAUACUGAAUACGAUAUUUUUGAAAAAGAUCUAAGUAAAGGUGACCAUGUCAAAUUUUUGGGCAGUUUAUAUGAUGGGACAAUAACAUUUAACAGUACGGCGUUAUCUCGGGAUAUGAAAUGCUCGAUAGAGAAGAGGUUUUAG